UGGAGUCAGCAGACUUGAGCGAAUUCUAACUCUACCUUUUAUUGGCUAUGUGAAUUCAGGCAUGUCACUUAAUCUCUUUGAACCUCAGUUUCUUCCCCUGUCAAAUGGGAAUAAUGCUAGUUCACAGAGCUGUUAGGAGGAUUCAGUUAGCAUGGAUUAGAUAAAACAGAGUAAAUUAGCAUAGUGUGACCGGAGGUACUAUUAUUGCUUAUUGUUAUUAUCAAGAAUCUCUGUUUUUUAGGCCAAUCUGUUAUAUUUUCAUCUGUUUCUUGGGAUUCCCUUCUUUCCACACAAGUUCUCAAUCUUCUUCAAAGGUCAGUAUUGUCUCACUCUCAUGAAUACUUUAAAUCUCACCCUUUAUAACUGUGCGAUGAAGUUAGAACUUAAGUUGCAGCUGACUUUUUACUUUUGUUUAGCCUUCUUCAAGAAGAUGAUUAUGUUUUCAUUGCAGAAUGAUGAAGUGGAGUUUGUCAAAACUGGCUAUGGAAAGGAUAUGGUAAAAGUUCUCCAUAUUCAGAGAGAUGGAAAAUACCACACCAUUAAAGAGGUGGCAGCUUCAGUGCAACUUACUCUGAGUUCCAAAAAAGAUUACCUGUAUGGAGACAAUUCAGACAUCAUCCCUACAGACACCAUCAAGAACACAGUCCAUGUCUUGGCAAAAGUCAAAGGGAUCAAAAGCAUAGAAACUUUUGCUAUGAAUAUCUGUGAGCACUUUCUUUCUUCUUUCAACCAUGUCAUCUGAGUUCAAGUUUAUGUGGAAGAAGUCCCUUGGAAGCAACUUGAAAAGAAUGGUGUUGAGCAUGUCCAUGCGUUUAUUCACACUCCCACUGGAACACACUUCUGUGAGGUUGUGCAGAUAAGGAAUGGACCUCCAGCCAUUCAUUCCGGACUCAAAGACCUCAAGGUCUUGAAAACGACUCAGUCUGGAUUUGAAGGAUUCAUUAAAGACCAGUUCACCACCCUCCCUGAGGUGAAGGACCGGUGCUUUGCCACCCAAGUGUACUGCAAGUGGUACUACCGCCAAUGCAGAGAUGUGGACUUUAAGGCCACCUGGGACACUGUUCGGGACAUUGUCCUGGAGAAAUUUGCUGGGCCCUAUGACAAAGGCGAGUACUCACCUUCUGUCCAGAAGACCCUCUACGACAUCCAAGUUCUCUCCCUGAGCUGGAUUCCUGAGAUAGAAGACAUGGAAACCAGUCUGCCGAACAUUCACUAUUUUAACAUAGACAUGUCCAAAAUGGGACUGAUCAACAAGGAAGAGGUCUUGCUACCUUUAGACAACCCAUAUGGCAAAAUUACUGGUACACUCAAGAGGAAGCUGUCUUCACGGCUGUGACAUGGUAGCCACCAGUACGAGUCCACUGUCAGCUGAGGAAUGCCUUAUAGCCACUCACGUGAUGCUGGAGAUUGUUUUGCGUAGCCAUGCAAAUAUUCCACCUAGUAGAUUGAUUUAUAGUGUUCAUUUUUCUCCUGCAUUAAGUAAUUUCUUUGUUCCACACCUAGCUCAGCAAGGUGCUUUGUGGAUUACCUGAUUAGUAAUUAUCGCAUGGUUUAUGGAUACAGUUUACUUAAAAAAUACUAAGCAGUACGACAGCAGUCAUAAAUCAGUAUUUCUUUUUGGCUGUCUUAUGCCUUCUUAUUCUAGAGAAGCCUUAAAAUCAAUUAAGAAAAUAAUCAUGAAUUAACGGAGGUGUCACAUCGAUUAACUUGUGUAUUAGUUUAAGAAGCAAAUAUUCAUUGUGUUUGUUCUAUGGAUGGCAAAACUUUGCUUCUGGGUAAUGCAGAAAAUGUAGUGACAAAAUCAGGCUGAAAUAUAUCACUACCAUAAUUUAAAUUUGACUGAAUAUUUGAAUUUUUAAGAAUGUUCCACAUAUGUAGUACUGGGAGCUUAUUUCUACUUGAUAGUACUUUUGUAAUCUAAAUGUAUUGAUUUUAUGACUUUUACAAUGCUUAGAGAAUAUUUAGUACACACUGAGGCAUUGACGAAAUAUAAAUUGUCUUUAUGUGAAUAAUGCAUCACUUUGGCACAAAGAGCCACUUUUAAUAAACGUCAAUAUACAAAUGGAUGGAUAUACAUAUAGAAAGAAGACUAGAGAGUAUAUAUAUGAAAAUAUCAACACUGAUGAUUUCUAAAUGGUAGGAUUAUGGAUGAUUUUUAUUUUUGCAUCUGCUUUUCUGAAUCUUCCCAAUAUGAACAUUUAUUGUUUUUAUAAUCAG
Messenger RNA from Loxodonta africana (African savanna elephant), 2217 nucleotides. RefSeq names its product uricase-like. The record is from RefSeq and is a predicted model, not a curated record. Gene Ontology annotation, molecular function: urate oxidase activity. Lineage: Eukaryota; Metazoa; Chordata; Mammalia; Proboscidea; Elephantidae. The transcript is spliced from 7 exons. Gene Ontology annotation, biological process: purine nucleobase catabolic process; urate catabolic process. Gene Ontology annotation, cellular component: peroxisome.